AUGGAACCUUUCGUGCGCGACAUACUCGCCUUCGAGGAUGGUGUGUAUCUCGAUGUGCAUGGCUCCGAGGAGCCCCACCUCGUGCAUGGGUCGCUCUACAUGGGGGUAUCUGACCUUCCGGCAAGUCGCAAAGCCAACGGGCUGCGAGGGCCAACAUCGAAGGAAUAUCCAUGCCCAUAUUGCUACCAGAGCUUCGACUCGCUUACAAGCGCGGAGUGUUUCAAUCCCACGUGUUUUCGCAUGCGCGACGACUGGCGCUACAUAAAGUAUGCUUAUAAGGCACGGGACGCUGAUGCUGACCUUCGCGAAGAGAUCGCUGAGCGACGUGGUGUGCGAUGGUCAGUCUUGGAUGCGCUUCCGGGAUGGAUGCCUGCCAGAAGCUCGCCACCCGAGUUUAUGCAUGCCACUUUUCUAGUUCAAGUCAAGCAUAUGUUUCAGGAGGUACUCGUAGGGAGCGGUUUGUUCACCACUCGAAGCCGCAAUGACAAGCCGGUGUCGAAGCUCGAAGAGUUUCUGCAGACUAUUUGGUGGCCAGCCUCGUCAGGCCGAGUCCCGCAGAAGAUCACCGAGGGAGGCUCUGUCAAAGCCGAUCAAUGGCGCAAUCUCGUCCACAUCCUCCCGGUCGUACUCUACUACGCCUGGCAAGUGAAAGGUUCCAUCCCGGAAGGAUGUGCACCUCGACCCAACGCUUCAAGCAAUGCAGGCAAAGCCCUCGCUAAGAAGGAGGAUCUCAUUCGCUCGCGCCAACGUGCACACCUUGCAGCUCAACCCGGAGAUGUUCCGAUAGAAGCCAUGGAAGCCAUCAAUCGCAUGGAGAUAGACCGUAAUUAUCGGCGACACUACGAGAACGCCCUAGAGAUGUGCACGGCCAUACGUAUAUGGGCGUCAAGUUCGAUAUCUCCGCAGGAAGUCGAACGUGCACAGGACUGUCAUUCCCGCGCCUGCCAGUCCUGGGCGACGAUGAAUUGUCAUCUAACGCCUUACUUCCAUCUAGCUACCCACAACAGCGAGUUCUUCUUGCGCAAUGGACCUUCCUACUCGUGGUGGGCAUACCCGUACGAGCGCAAUAAUGGCUUUCUCGGGCGAUUCAAGACGAACGGUCACACUGGUGGCGAGCUGGAAGCAACAAUGAUGCGGGGCUGGGUGAAGUGCCAACUUAUUCAAGAUUUGGUAUGA
Molecule: messenger RNA, 1176 nt
Organism: Fomitopsis serialis
Lineage: Eukaryota; Fungi; Basidiomycota; Agaricomycetes; Polyporales; Fomitopsidaceae
Exons: 5
Coding region: 1-1176 (391 amino acids)
Source: RefSeq, a predicted model, not a curated record